Molecule: messenger RNA, 252 nt
Organism: Micromonas pusilla CCMP1545
Lineage: Eukaryota; Viridiplantae; Chlorophyta; Mamiellophyceae; Mamiellales; Mamiellaceae
Exons: 1
Coding region: 1-252 (83 amino acids)
Source: RefSeq, a predicted model, not a curated record
AUGGCGUCGAUUCGACGCUACCGCGAGACGCGCCGCGCCGCGCGGGGGACGUCGCCGCGAGAGACGCGCCGGCCGCCGCCGCCGCCGAUCGCGCCCGCCGCGGAGGAGAUCGCGGCGUCCGCGUCGAGGUAUCGCUACGUGCGCGGGGGCGCGACGACGCCGAAGAGCGACGCCGCGGAGGAGGAGACGGAGGUGCGUUCUAUACACUGGUCUCCAUACGAUCGCGUCGGCGUGGUGAACGCCGUUCCUUAA